This is a messenger RNA of Bacillus rossius redtenbacheri, 4427 nucleotides long. RefSeq names its product ADP-ribosylation factor-like protein 6-interacting protein 6. The record is from RefSeq and is a predicted model, not a curated record. The transcript has 3 exons. Lineage: Eukaryota; Metazoa; Arthropoda; Insecta; Phasmatodea; Bacillidae. The coding region runs from base 251 to 745 and encodes 164 amino acids.
CCCAUACUACAGGCUGAGGUGAGUUUAUUUUGGUGCACAUUCGUCAUAAAUCAUUGGGUAUUAAAAUGGCAUAAUGCUCUAGUGCGAAAAGUAUUCUGAUUUUAUAUCGUGGCAUUUCUGCGAAAUAAUUUGGUAUUGCUAGACAACGGUUAUUCUAGUCCGUGUUUUUACUCGCAGUGUCGUAACGCUACAAGUGCAGUGGUGCAAUAGGGGUGGUUUCCACGAUUUCAAUCGGGUGAACUCGGUGAUAAUGUAUCGACGAGAAGAAAAUUUCUCAUCUUCUAAGCGUUUCCUCAACACUAAUAUGAAUAAAAAUAACGAAAUUUAUUCAUUCAAGCAAAAUGUGUCACGUACUUUUACUGCAGAAACGAAGAUCACUAUGCUGAUGCUUUGUUUUUCUCUUGGGAUACUCUUUACGAAGAUUGGGAAUACAUACGGCCGUACAAUCAGGAAGUUAUCUCAGGCAUGGUGGCUCAGACUCGAAGAUGUGGUGAAGGUCCUCGUGGAACUUGUGGGCCAGUCAAGCUGGAUCCUGGUGCCGUUCCUGACGGCAGUGCUGAUAGUUGUCAUCUCCUGGCUGGUGAUAUACAUGGACAGCGCGGUUCCCGGGGUCUCGCCCCCCACGCCGCUGUCCCCUAAGCGCUACCGGGUUGAAUCUGGCCAUACAUUGCAUUCUGGAUAUGCAUUAGCAAUCAUUGGAGGUGUGAUCAUCUUCAUCCUGAUGCUGAUUAACUGGAGCAGUUAGACUGUCAAGAAUGAAGCCCAUGACAGUUACUGACAACAUGUAGCAGAUUGGUGUUACAUUCAUCUAUGUUUACGUACAUAAGCUUGUUGGCAUAGAAUUGGUUAUUUACUGUUUCUGUGUUGUAUACCACACAUUGGUAUUUUUUUUUUUUAACCUCGAGUAAUUUUGGAAUGUCAACUAUCCUAAAAGACUGUAUUGUGUGUUCCCCACGUCAUCGUCACAUUUUAAUUUUGUAAAUUUGAACUGUCUCUGGCAGCUUUAAUUUCAAGGUGCCAGCUAUCAGAUUUUUGAUUACGUCUUGCCAUGCUUAUUUUUUUAAAUUUUUUCGUCAUUACAUUUAUUUAAGGGAUAUUUUUAAAAAUCUUAACUCAAUACCUUCCUUGCAUAUGUUGUUCGUUUACAAAUAUUUUCAACAGAUAUUCAUUAAUGUAAUAGGUGUAAAAAGUUGUGCAAGUUAUAAUAAUAUUGAAGACUGAAGUGUCCUUUUACACUCAUUAUAUUACUCUAAGUGAAUAAAUAAAUGUUGAAUAUAGUUGUGACCGAAUAACAAAUACAAGGGAGGUAUUGAGUUAGAAAUUGUAAUAUGCCCUUAAAAAAAUUAUGACUAAAAAAUAAAAAAGAUCAACAUGGCAUGUGAGAAAGGACCUUAAGAAAUGUUUCCUCUCCUGUGUUAGUAAUUGUAUAAUGUUCAAUGUACUUAAGGUUUAUUUAGCUCUAGUUGAUCGUUGCAAGAGUGCUUUAAAAGUGCAGAGUUGACGAUUAAGGAACAGCUGUGUUUAUAGUGGUCAAAUCACUUGUCUCCCACCAUGUUUGAUUUCCGGCGGUCUAACCCGAAUUUUUUACAAGUGGAAAACUUGGAGUCAGAAGUUUGUGAAAUAGAUUGCCUGAAAGCUACACCUUCGAGGACCUCUUGAGGCAGUGUUGCCCCCUUGACGGUGGUUGUCUCGCUAAAUAAAUAUUUAAUUUUAGUAAACACAUGUAGAAAGGUACCUGUAUUUAAGAUUUCCCAGUACCGUUUCGUGAAAAAUUUGAUAUUCAAUACAAAAUUUUGUUUUUGAUUAAUUUUUUUAGUUAUUUGUUACCAAUAAAUAGGCCUGCACCAUUUGUUACUCAUUCACAAAUAUUUAUUGAAAAAUAUGUGACAUAAAUAUUUUGCUAAGAUCUUUUACUGAGAUGUUUAGAUUUGCUAGUACAUGCAUGAUUAUUCACACAUUGUUUUUAUAUUUAACAAAUAAUCAUUGUUUAAACUAAAAUUUUACUGGUUUAAGAAGAUGCAUUGCCAGGUUUUUUUAAUUUGCCUUAAAUUUCACACCUGUUUAUUAUGGUUCUAUGUAUAAUACCUACUCUCUUUUUUAUUUUACUAUAUCUUGGAUCAAUUUCUCUUGGACUUGCGUGAAGUGUGAAAAAUAAGUUUCACUGUAUGUUAAAAUUUGAAGAAAAAAUUUUUCAAUGUUCGUGAAUAUUGUGAUAUUUGAUUCAUAAUUUGUUUCAAAAUUCAAUUUUAUUGAACAAAAACAGUACUCACAGAAGCCUAGUGGGUUUUCUUGAGGUGAUACUCCAUUUUUUCCACUCGGUCAUUUAGUCAAUGCUCCAAUCUUAUCUCACCCUUCUUUAUCUCUGAUCAAUGAGACUUAUAGUCCUAUUUAAUUCAUAUACUAUACACCCAAGUGGAUGAUUAAGUGGCAGUAUAGUUAGUUUAAGGUUUUCAUUAAUAUUUUUUAGGGGAGACUUUGUUAACAAUAUUAAGAGAGGAGUCUUGAUAGCGCUAAAAUUAUCUAUUUUCAAUGUAUCAUGUUUUAAUAAAACCAUCCUCCAUUUUUCCACUUUACUGUUAAAAUUGAUGAAUAUGAAAUAGUGUUUUGAGCCGAUACAAAUGGAAUUAGUUGUGUGGAAAUUUUUUUGUGAUUGGGGAUUAUUUGAUGGCAGUAUGAGCAGUAUAAUCUAAAAUUAAUAGAAUUUUUUUUUAUUAAAACAAUUUUGAUGGAUUCCUACAAAGAAUAAAUUCUUAUAUUUAUCUUUGUUAUGAACUGAAGUGAGUUUAGUAAUUAUUAAAAAUUAUUAUUUUUCAUCACAUAAAAAUUGAAACAGAGUACAUCUUCCACUUUUUUCUGGAAGAGUAGGCAUACUGUUUUCAUUGUGAAUAUUAGACAAACCUAUAUUUAAAACUUAACUAUCAUGCUUUUCUUUCUACAAAAUGGGUGCAUUAAAAUUCAUAGCUUUAAGAAACUAUCUUAACUAUAAAGUAGAUUGUAGUGUAAUUUUUUAAAUAGUGCCAAUAGUGGCAAUGAUUUAUUAGAUAUGAGAAAGUUUAUACCAAAAAUAUAUACCAAUAUUUGACAUUUAGUGGGCUCAAGUCAUCCAGUCACCCUAAAUAAAAGGUUUGGUACAUUUGAAUAUGUGUGCGAUGCCACUAAUUUUUGUAUGUAAACUUCAUACAGAAAUCAUUAAGGUACUGAUAGGUACAUAAGUUUCAUGCAAAUUAAUAAGAUUAAAUUACUUUUGUGUUUGUAUUCACUAUUUCUAUUUAUGGCUGUGGUGAAUCCUAUUUAGUUCUCAAUAUUAGAGUUUUUAAGAUACAAAUAUUUUGCUUUUUCUUUAGAAUGUAACUAUCAUGUAUAGUUAAUUGAACAAUCACCAGUUCUAAUAAUUGGUUGAUCUAGAUCUGAAGACUAGAUUUCUGAUCGAAAUUGAUUGACUUGCUGCUUUAAUAGGUUUUUUUAUGUAGUCAGCUUACAUCCGACAAUGAUAUGCUGAUAACAUUUUAUACAUUUACCAAGAUUCUUCAAGACAGAGCAUUAUUAUACUUGAUUAGUGGUCACUAUUUUGUGUUAACAUAUUUUUUUUUUUUUGUUUUAAAUGAUCACUGUAAUAUUAUGAGUACAUAUUAUGUUUUUUUUUAUAGUUAUAACAGUUGAUUAUCAGAAAGAUACAUAUCUGCCAUACUUAGACUAAAAUUGGCUGUCAUCUGACUAUAAUUGGCCGAUAAAAAUUUCAGACUGAUACCACACAAUUUUGUAAAUGAAAUAUGUUAGUAUAGUCUACUUUAUGUACAAAUUUUUCCAGAUGGAUUUAAAAUAACCAAAAAAUUAGUAAAACCUUAUGAAAUGAGAUAAAAUACAGCCAGCUAUAUUUUACUCACAAGAUACAGGCUUUAUAUGAAGCUGGUAUGUGAUGUCUGAAAUUGGAGAUGUUUUUUUUAUGAUUGAAACAUUUUUCAAAAUUGUUAUGAAUUCAGCUAAUAACUAAUAUGAAUUUUUGUUCAUAGGCAUACACGUAUUAAUUUAAAAAAAAAUGUUAUUUGUUUAAAACAACUUAAGUUCUUUUUUUUAUAGAUAUGAAGGUUUAUUUUAUUGAUAUGUAAAACGUUAUGUAAAUGUUAGCAUUUCAGUUCAAAUCCAAUCCAAAGGAAUGCUAUUUAGAAUUAAGCAGAGAAAUUCUCAGUAGCUACAUUUCUUAUAAAGAAAGUCUACCCUACUAUUUGUAAAUGUCAAUUCAAUAAUGUAGCACAUAACUCUGCUGUUGUUAUUUUUUGCAUGAUGUAAGCUGAAGGGUUAGUUUGCCUGUUUUUUAAAGUCUUAUUAUAGUUAGCAUGCUUAAAGAGUGGUGGAGGUAGUCUUUGAAAUAAAAAGUAUUAUCAUGAAUCAUACUCAUUCAGGGCCGCAACUAGGUGGGGGGGGGGGGG